GGGGCGGGGCGUGCGGCGGAAGCGGCGGCGGCGGGCGGGUCGGCAUGGAGCCCGCGGAGGGUCCGGGGGCGCUGGGCCUGCACGGCGACGAGGAGAUCAUCGAGGUGGUGGAGCUGGGCCCACCCGGGCCGGAUGACCUGGCCGAGGAGAUGGAGGACGUGGACUUUGAGGACGAGGGGGCAGACGAGCCCGAUGCCGAGGCUUGGGAUUCGGAGGAUGACGAGGGGGUGGAGGAUGGCAUGGAGGCGCAGGACGACAGUGAGGUCACGUUCUCCCUCCACUCGGCUUCUGUUUUCUGCGUGAGCCUCGACCCCAAGACCAACACGCUGGCGGUGACCGGUGGGGAGGAUGACAAGGCCUUUGUGUGGCGUGUGAGCGACGGGGAGCUGCUGUUCGAGUGCUCAGGACACAAGGACUCGGUCACCUGUGCCGGUUUCAGUCACGACUCUGUGUUUGUGGCCACGGGUGACAUGUCUGGGCUUAUCAAAGUGUGGCGGGUGGAUGCCAAGGAGGAAGUGUGGUCCUUUGAGGUGGGGGACCUGGAGUGGAUGGAGUGGCACCCUCAAGCCCAUGUCCUUCUGGCGGGCACGGCUGAUGGCAACACCUGGAUGUGGAAGAUCCCCAGUGGGGACUGCAAAACCUUCCAGGGCCCUGCAUGCCCAGCCACGUGUGGCAGGAUCCUGCCUGAUGGGAAGCGGGCGGUGGUGGGGUAUGAGGAUGGGACCAUGCGCAUCUGGGACCUGAAGCAGGGAACUUCACUGCAUGUCCUUAAAGGCCAGGAUGGCCACCAGGACCCCUUGACGUGUGUGGCCAGCAACCAGGAUGGCAGUUUGAUCAUGACGGGCUCUGUGGAUUGUCACGCCAAGCUGGUCAACUCCGCCACAGGCAAGGUGGUGUGCGUGUUCAAGAUGGAGAGUGUGGCCCCUAAGGCACCCAUCGGUGAGGGCGAGGAGGCAGAGUCCAAUUCGGUGGAGUCGCUGGGCUUCUGUAAUGUGAUGCCACUGGCUGCUGUGGGCUACCUGGAUGGCACACUGGCUAUUUAUGAUGUCUCCACACAGAGCCUGAGGCAUAAGUGCCAACAUGAGUCUGGGAUUGUGCAGCUGCUGUGGGAGGAGAGCUCGGCCGUGGUUUACACCUGCAGCCUGGACGGGGCCGUGCGGCUCUGGGACGCCCGCUCGGGGAAGAUGAUCAGCGAGUACCGAGGGCACUCCGCCGAAAUCCUCGACUUUGCUGUCAACAAGGAUGCCUCCAUUGUGGUGACCACCUCUGGCGACCACCAAGCCAAAGUGUUCUGCGUCCAGCGCCCCGAUCGCUAGAACUGUGCCAAGGGAUGGAGUCCCGGCACUGCCCGGCAGCUCGUGUACAGAGGGAUGAUGGAGAUGGUGUCACUACCCUUCUCCAGCGUGUGCUUUGUAAUUUUCCAGCCUGCCCUGCUUUGCCCUCCCCAUCUAGGGGCCAAGCCUGGGGUUUUGUAUGAAGAUGACUUUUAAUUAUAUAAAUUAUUUCACUUAA
Pseudopipra pipra is the source of this 1512-nucleotide messenger RNA. It is a transcript of the gene AAMP, whose product is annotated as angio associated migratory cell protein. The record is from RefSeq and is a predicted model, not a curated record. Gene Ontology annotation, cellular component: cytosol. Gene Ontology annotation, molecular function: protein binding. The transcript is spliced from 11 exons. Bases 45 to 1316 code for a protein of 423 amino acids. NCBI's taxonomy places the organism in Eukaryota, Metazoa, Chordata, Aves, Passeriformes, Pipridae.